This is a messenger RNA of Rosa rugosa (rugosa rose), 1419 nucleotides long. Its product is annotated as endoglucanase 4-like. The coding region runs from base 1 to 1419 and encodes 472 amino acids. The transcript has 7 exons. Gene Ontology annotation, biological process: carbohydrate metabolic process. NCBI's taxonomy places the organism in Eukaryota, Viridiplantae, Streptophyta, Magnoliopsida, Rosales, Rosaceae. The record is from RefSeq and is a predicted model, not a curated record. Gene Ontology annotation, molecular function: hydrolase activity, hydrolyzing O-glycosyl compounds.
AUGGUCGUUUUACUGGCGGCGAUGAUGGUGGUGAAGGCUUCGCAGGACUAUGGGGAUGCAUUGACGAAAAGCAUAUUGUUCUUUGAGGGCCAGAGGUCAGGAAAGCUACCCUCUCGUCAGAGAAUGACUUGGAGGAGAGAUUCUGCACUUCAGGAUGGACUUCAGAUUGGUGUUGAUUUGGUAGGGGGUUACUACGAUGCCGGUGACAAUGUGAAGUUCAACUUUCCGAUGGCUUUCUCGACAACAAUGCUGGCAUGGAGCGUGUUAGAGUUCGGGAAGGACAUGGGUGCAGACCUACCCCGUGCACUUGAUGCCAUUCGAUGGGGAACGGACUACUUCCUCAAAGCCACAAGCAUUCCUGGCUUUGUGUUUGCCCAAGUUGGUGAACCUUACGGCGACCACAAUUGUUGGGAGAGGCCUGAGGACAUGGACACCCCAAGAAACCCCUAUGCAGUUAGCAAACAGUUCCCAGGUUCUGAAGUCUCGGCAGAGAUUGCAGCUGCCCUAGCAGCCUCUUCCAUGGUUUUUAAGCAUGUUGAUUUGGAAUACUCUGCAAGGCUUCUCAAAAGGGCUAGAAUGGUGUUUGAGUUUGCAGAAACAUACCGGGGCUCCUAUAAUGAUGCUCUUGGACCAUGGGUUUGUCCAUUUUACUGUGAUUUUAGUGGCUAUGAGGACGAAUUGAUUUGGGGAGCAACAUGGUUGUUUAAGGCAACUACGGACCCUACAUACUCGAACUAUGUCGUAGAAAACGUACACGAGCUGGAAAAAUCUGUCAUGAGAAAUGUAAAUGGUUUACCAUAUUCUUCUGUAGGUGGAAGCUUUGCCCAAUUUGGAUGGGAUUCAAAGCACGCAGGCAUCAAUGUACUGGCUUCCAAGUUGUUCAUGUCUAGCAUCGAUAUCGGUUCUAGUCCUUUCAUUCACAAUUCCGACAAGUUCAUAUGCAGUUUGUUACCUGAAUCGCCAACCAUAUCAGUCUCAUAUUCUCCAGGUGGGCUUUUAUUUAAACCUGGAGGAAGUAAUCUGCAGCAUGCAACAACUCUGUCAUUUCUCUUGGUUGUUUAUUCUCGUUAUCUGAAGCAAGCCAAUAGAGUAGUUUACUGUAACAAUGUUGUUGCCAGUCCAGCUAGACUUGUUCAAGUUGCAAAAGGCCAGGUGGAUUACAUACUAGGAAGUAACCCAUUGAACAUGUCAUAUACGGUCGGGUAUGGCAAAAAGUUUCCUCAGAGAAUUCAUCAUCGGGGGUCAUCGUUACCGUCGGUUGGUCAACACCCUCAACAGAUUGGUUGCAAAGACGGAAGCGUUUACUUUGACAGCAGUAACCCAAAUCCUAAUAUGCUAACUGGGGCUGUUGUUGGAGGACCAGAUAUAAAGGAUUCAUAUGAAGAUUCUCGAGUGGAUUUUGUGCAGUCCGAGUUGUAG